AUGAUCGCUAUUGCCGGCGCGGUGGUCGCCGGUGCGGCAGCCGCUGCCGCUGCCGCAGCGACAGCCGGGACUCUUGCCUUGGCUUGGGCACACGGCGACCGGCAGGAAGGCGCCACGUACACGGUGGCGGAGCAGGAGUGCGCUGUGUGCCUCUCGGAGCUGGCCGGAUCGGCGGGAUGCUCCGGCGACACUGAGCCAGCGGCGGUGCCGGUGCGGGUGUUGCCGGGGUGCGGGCAUGGGUUCCACGAUGAGUGCAUCGGCAGGUGGCUGCUGCUGCGACCCGAGUGCCCGCUCUGCCGCCACCCCGUGCCGGUCGAGGUCCCCGCGCAUGGUCGGCCAGCCACCAAGGCCGUGAUACCUGCAGUGGUGCUGGCGGAGGCGGCGCCUUCAUGGUCGCGGCCGGCGAGGAUUGCGUGCGGCUUCGGCGACGGGAGGGUGGUGUGGACGCGUAGUCCGACGAUGCCACAGUAAAGGGCCGUGUGUGUGAGGAAGGCUGUCCGUUUCUGUUCCGUUCACUCUGAUGAGACAAGUGAAAGCCACGCCCAAAGAGGGAGAAAGUGUUUCAAGAUUACAAAUUACCGUCGGAUUAAUUAGUCUGGUGUAUGGGUUGAUUAAUAGUUUGUGGUCUGAUGUGCAAAUUGUUUGCGGACUUUUGUUUCAUAGCUUAUCUGUUU
Messenger RNA from Lolium rigidum, 674 nucleotides. RefSeq names its product E3 ubiquitin-protein ligase Os06g0535400-like. Gene Ontology annotation, molecular function: zinc ion binding. Lineage: Eukaryota; Viridiplantae; Streptophyta; Magnoliopsida; Poales; Poaceae. The transcript has a single exon. The coding region runs from base 1 to 471 and encodes 156 amino acids. The record is from RefSeq and is a predicted model, not a curated record.